Cyclocybe aegerita is the source of this 1491-nucleotide messenger RNA. The record is from the annotation of a GenBank genome assembly. NCBI's taxonomy places the organism in Eukaryota, Fungi, Basidiomycota, Agaricomycetes, Agaricales, Hemipholiotaceae.
AUGGGCUCGUCGAACAACCCGAAUGGUAACAAGCACACCGCCGGCGCCUGGACGCCACUUGAUAUCGGAAAGCCUUCCACCGUCGACUACGUGAUCGAGGGAUCUACAAUCGUGCUUAAUGCACUCAAGAAUGCAGGCUCAGUGACCGGUGUUCCGUUCUUGAGCGAGGCAGCCGGUACAGCGGUGAGGAUCUUGACGAUGGCUCAGGAGCAUAUUCGGCAGCUUCUUGAGAAUCUUUUCACGAUAGACAAGUUCACUAGCAAGAGAGUCGACCGGGGCUACGUCAAGCGAGUCAUUCAUCAUAACAGGGACAAGGAACAGAUCGAGCAGUUCAAGGUGAUGCUUCGGCAGUCAUUGGACUUGUUUGGCCUUCAGUCGACUAUCACGAUACAGGACAACGUACACCGUGUCUUGAUCGCCGUCGAAACCCAACGCGAGGAGUUACGGAUUGAAAGAAUCAAACGACAGAAGGAAGAAGAGGAGCGGAAGAGUGAGGCCGAAAUCAAAAGGAUUCGAGAGGAGGAUGAACGCGUCGCUCGACUCGAGGAAGAGGAGAAACGCCGGAAUGAGAAUGAGCGCUUGAAGAAGAAGCUCGCGAAGGAAAAGAGACGCCGAGAGCGAGAGGAAAAUCGCCGUGCAGCAAGUGAGAACGACGCUGAUUCUUCCGACGAAGAGAAACGAAAGCCUUCGAGGCGUCCCGGUCCCCAACCUCAGCAGUUCGCUCAUGGGUACCCGUAUUACCCUGUGUCUCCACCGGCGCCCAUGUCUACUCCGGGAUACCCGUCGAGUCCAUAUGCACCGUCACCGUACCUGCUGGCGCCGCCUACGACGCACUUCGGUUCUGUCUCGCUGAGUAACAUCUCGGGCAGUGCUAUCAGUCUCGGAGGGACGACGCAGAACGUCGUGCACCACAACAACUCGGGGAAUGUGACGAACGUCGAGAUGUCGAAUAUGAACAACGAUAAUUCCGUACGAUACUAUGGAACUUGCAACAACUUGAAAAGAGAGUCGUCAAGGCAGACCAACUACAAGAAAGGAAUGGCGCACCGCAGGACUUUGGCGUUCCGAGCCAUCGUUCUCUCCGCAGAGCACUUCGUCCCCCGAAGCCCUCGACCGAGAGAACCUUCAAGAAUAGCCCCAACAGCACAGCACGUCCAGGAUAUGGGGUAUACAUCAACUCGAAAGCCGGAGAAAAAGAAUGGCCGAGGCAGUGACGCUUUCCGUGUCCACCGUCCAGCUGUUACGGAGCUCGAGACGGCGUUUGUGGCUCGAGAAGGAGGUUUUGACCUCUCGUUGAGCUUUCUCGCAGCAUUCUCACCAGGCCAAAUCUUCGUACCGCAGAAGGGUCGGUUUCCGAACGAGAACGUCGUCGCAACAGCCAAGUUAACGCGGAAGAGUGUACUUUACGCGCCUGAAAACGCCAAAUACGCACCUCCUGAACCCCUCGAGUGUCCGUCCUCCGCCCGACAAUCAUCACCGUUAUCGCCUUAG